Molecule: messenger RNA, 399 nt
Organism: Parastagonospora nodorum SN15
Lineage: Eukaryota; Fungi; Ascomycota; Dothideomycetes; Pleosporales; Phaeosphaeriaceae
Exons: 2
Coding region: 71-349 (92 amino acids)
Source: RefSeq, a predicted model, not a curated record
AACAACUCUGAGAUCAAUACUCACCAUCACAUACAUACCCAAAUCCUCCUACACAUCUCGACUUCACAUCAUGUCGGCACCAAACCAGAACCAACAACCCGGCCUCGUCGCCUCGCACGCGCAAUACGUCAAGGGCGCCGCUGAAGAAACCAUCGGCAACGUCACCGGCAACGAGGCGUGGAAAGCCUCAGGCACGCAGGACAAGUCCCAAGCCGUUGAUGCGAUGAAGGCUGCGAGCGCGAACAGAGAUCCCAACGCGCAGGGUUUUGGAGGGAUUGAGGAGAAGGCGGGAAACUUGGUGGGGUGUGAGGGCAUGCAGAAGGAGGGGGUGGAGAGCAAGAAGGAGUAGAUUUUUGGAAGUGAAUAGGAAAACGGAAGAAUGACAAUUUUCUAAGAGAA